Pseudophryne corroboree (corroboree frog) is the source of this 3871-nucleotide messenger RNA. RefSeq names its product sphingosine-1-phosphate receptor 1 (gene S1PR1). The transcript is spliced from 2 exons. Gene Ontology annotation, cellular component: plasma membrane; cytoplasm. Lineage: Eukaryota; Metazoa; Chordata; Amphibia; Anura; Myobatrachidae. Bases 484 to 1605 code for a protein of 373 amino acids. Gene Ontology annotation, biological process: angiogenesis; regulation of metabolic process; adenylate cyclase-activating G protein-coupled receptor signaling pathway. The record is from RefSeq and is a predicted model, not a curated record. Gene Ontology annotation, molecular function: sphingosine-1-phosphate receptor activity.
UGUCAGUGAUUAUACCGGGGCUGUUGCAGCUACUGUUAGCGGCCGCUGCUAUCGCGCACGGAAUGCCAGUCUGCAGAGUGCUCAGCUGGGAGGAGCGACGGGGCUGGGGCAGCGAGCACACAGCACCUCGACAUUGCGACAGCGGCACAACUACUACACUGUGAUUACUGCACAGGACAGCAGCCAGCGCCGACUUCUGAUGAGUCAGGAUCCAUGUGCUGGAGCUACAGUAUCUGCAUAGCACGUUUCCACAUGAAUAAAGGAUUUGCAAUGUUGGGAAUGGUUUUACUCUGUGGCCAGAUCACUCACUAGUGAACAAAUCGUGUUGGACUACACAGGAGACUGCGGUUUGCUUAAACUCUCAGGCAGUCUGACCACAGCCAAGCUCCAAUCUAUCCCCAAGGAACUUGACUUUGGUGCCAGGAUCUUCAUUGCAACAUCACAUCUGCCAUCUUGUGUUGGUUUGGAGGAACUGCAGCAGCUAUGACUUCCUCUGAACUGCUUCAUAAAAAGAACCUUUAUUAUAACCCUGAUGUUAUUGUAAGUCAUUAUAACCACACAGGAAAGUAUAAGAACAACUCUACCAAUGACUUGAAGCCAUCCUCCAUCAUAUUCAUCAUUAUUUGUUGUUUCAUUGUACUGGAGAAUGUUCUGGUGCUUCUCACCAUCUGGAGAACCAAGAAGUUCCAUCGGCCCAUGUACUAUUUUAUUGGGAAUUUGGCACUUUCUGACUUAUUGGCUGGAGCUGCUUACACAGCUAACAUCCUACUUUCUGGAUCCAAUACCUACAGGUUAACACCAGUACAGUGGUUUGUACGGGAAGGGAGUAUGUUUGUGGCUCUAUCUGCCUCCGUCUUUAGCCUUUUGGCCAUUGCUAUUGAGCGUUAUAUAACCAUGCUGAAAAUGAAGAUACACAAUGGCAGCAAGAGUUCCAGGUCUUUCCUUUUGAUUAGUGGCUGUUGGCUUCUGUCCUUGUGCCUUGGAGGUCUCCCAAUUAUGGGCUGGAACUGCUUGACAGACAUGAGGUAUUGCUCCACAGUCCUUCCCUUGUACCAUAAACAUUACAUCCUUUUCUGUACCACCAUUUUCAGUAUUUUAUUGAUAGCCAUUGUUAUUCUAUAUGCCAGGAUUUAUUUCUUAGUAAGAACACGAAGCAGAAGCCUGACCUUUAGAAGAAACUGUGCCAGAACCAGUAGGAGCUCAGAGAAGUCAAUGGCAUUGCUUAAAACAGUCAUCAUUGUCCUAAGUGCCUUCAUCUUAUGUUGGUCACCUCUAUUCAUUUUUCUGUUGAUGGACUUUGGAUGUAAAGUUGGGACCUGCCAGGUUCUAUUCAAAGCUGAGUACUUCUUGGCUCUUGCAGUUCUCAACUCGGCCACUAAUCCUAUCAUCUAUACCCUGACCAACAGGGAGAUGAGGCGUGCCUUCCUAAAGAUGGCACGUUGCCAUUGCUCUAUUCUAAACCCAGAGACAAAAGUUAAAAGACCCAUCAUCACAGGGAUGGAAUUUAGCCGGAGCAAGUCUGACAACACUUCUCACCAACAGAAAGAAGAGGGAGAAUACCCAGUAACUCUUAUGUCUUCUGGCAAUUUAACUUCCUCUUCCUAAUGCAUGGUUUGCAUCCUGGAACUUAACAUACUGCUGGAAAUGUAUAAAUCUUAAUGGGAAAUGUCUCCUUACCACCUGGACAAUGCAAAGGACAUGCUGCAUCCAGUAAUAUAGGGUUAGGUCUGGAGAUACCAAGCACUUCACUAGAAGAGAAAAUGAGGUGAACCAAGUUGCAUAGACUAGAUGCUGACCUGUGGAAGUCUGGUCUUGUACGGAAGAAUGUGAAACUACAUCUAGCAUCACUUACUCAAUGUAUAAAGGACACUUAAUAUAGAUCAAAACUUUCCAUAGAAGAUACAGAUUGGUCAUUUUAAGUCUGUCACACAACAGCUUAACCAUCUCAUAUUUAAAUAUGAGCUGAAAAAGUUAAAAUGAUCUUUCUCUGUAACAAAGUCUGCCUUAAUAGUCCAUGUUAUGAUUGAACUAGAUAUAUAGCCAGCAUCACUACAUACAGUACACAUCCUAAUCUCUUAGGAAUGAUACUCUUGUAAGAGAUUAUACAUUCUUAUGCACUUUGUGGUCUCUAAACUUGAUAUAACUAUUUAAAAGUUAAAGGUCUCACACCGAUUGUAGCCUUAGCUUGCUAUACUGAAUAUGAAUGCAUUGUAUGACUUGUUUAACAUGCAUACAUACAUACAUACAUAUAUUUAUUUGUGUCUUCAGAAAUUAUAAUAAUUUGGACUACAGCUAUAAAAGAAGAAUAGUGAAUUCUGGUGCAUAAAAUAGCAUUCUGGUUUCUGUAACAGAAUUCAACAAUGGUUGGGAUUGACGCAAGUUUUUAAUAAAUAAAAAAAUGUGCAGAUUAAAUUGAUGCUUAAUGGUAUAGGCAGGAUAUAGAAUUGUGUAAAGCUUGUUUAACUCCAUCAAGUUAUCUAUCCCAUUGGUGUUAGCAUUCAAAAAUAUGUAUUUUUUAGUGGAGGAAAUGUGUAGAGUUUUAUUUAUGAUAACAGACCUUACUGAAGAGCAGCAAGCUCAGUUCCCUGUACAGAUUAAAAUCAAGUUAAAAUUCAAGUGUACCUGUCAUUUGCCAACAGUGGGUGCAGCCAUGUUGUGAGCUGUUUUCAUUAGAACACAAGGAUUUUACAUGAAAUUAGAGAUGUGUGUGGACAGCACGGUUUUGGUUCUAAUUUAUCAUCAUGUUUUGGUUUUGGCAAUACCACCCUCAAGUGUUUUGGGUUGGAUUACAUUUUUGGUUAGGUUAAAAAAUGCUAAAAAGAAAAUUUUAAAUCAUUGAUAAAAAUAUAUAAAAAACAUCUAAAAUCAUGUAAUUUUUGCAAUCCAAUACCCAGAAUUCGGAUUUAAAAUACAAAUUCCAAACCGCGGGAACAUUCGAACCAGGACUUGAAUCAGAUCUCCUUGGGAGAUCCGGACCGGGCUUUGGUUCGGAUCCACAAAAUUCGGGUGGAUCUGGAUUUCUGGAGGACAGCACUGCACAUCUCUACAUGAAGUUUGAGACACUCGCGCCUCAGGGAUGUGCUAGUGAUCUAAUAGGAUUAAUAUUGGUUCACAAAAUGUCUGCCUCAGCUGUGUAUAGAUGACAUGGACUGUUUAUGCAGGAUGGUUUUAUCCACAUGUAAUGUUCACUACUACAUCAUUGCAAGUAUUUACAGUCAUCCUUGAAACAAGUAAAGUGAAAUAUGCAUUCAUGAUGGCUUCCUUAGAACAAUGCAAACAAACCAGCCUUGCUGUACUGUAGUUUGUAUUAAUAUUUUCAAUACAGAAUUUGGGUUAAGGAGAUGCAACCACAACUUGUUCUUGUCUUGGCACUUAUUUGCUCGUAGUGCCUCCUGACCCAUGCUGACAGAGGGUGUGCCAGUGAAUCUGUGGAGUGAAAUGAGUACUUCCUGAUUUUGAAGGGGCAUGUACUGCGUAUAUAAAAUGGUGGAUGGAGCAUGUUUGCUACUACAGUAGGUGGCGCAGCUGCAGUACACAAUGGGCACUACUGUGAGAUGGAACUGUCUUUGAAUGUAAUAGCUAAGACAAAGUAGUAUUAAUUUUCCCAUUUGGGAAACCUGUUUUUCUCAGACUUUACAAAGCUGUGUUGUUCUAAACGCAAACUGUUGACAAGUGGUUUAUAUGAGCCAUUUACAAAACUUUUUAUUUUGUACCGUUUUAGUAUUUUUACCAGUGCAAUUAAAUAGACUUUUUGUUUGUUUGUCUGUUUUUACAUAGUAUUUAAAAAUGCCUGACUAUUCUCCUUGAAUUUGCACAUAGAAAUACUGUAUUAUUAUAAACCUGUAAUAAAACUGAUAAUUUUGUAAUGAAA